This is a messenger RNA of Pelecanus crispus (Dalmatian pelican), 735 nucleotides long. Lineage: Eukaryota; Metazoa; Chordata; Aves; Pelecaniformes; Pelecanidae. The record is from RefSeq and is a predicted model, not a curated record.
AUGGCGAGGCGGCGGCGUCAGGGAGGCCAUCUUGACAAAGGGCACCAGGUGCAGCGUUGGAAUGGAGACAAACGGGGUGCCCCUACUAAAUAUGGGGAAAAAUUUGGACCUAGUCUCAUUCCUAGUGAUACCGAUGACAUGAACCCUCCACUACAGCUUUGUGUAAUGGCAUGCAAAUACUUUAACAGAUGGUGGCAUUGGAAGAAGAUCCAAUGAAACUGCCAUUGCACUAUUGUAGAGUUUGGAUCCCUUCCCUGGAAAGGACAGAAGAAAUUGGCUGAUAUAUAUGGAGCAGAACUGUAUAAGUACACAUACUACAUAGAUCGGAGCUAUUUUCAGAACACUGAAUUCCACAGGGAGAUUGACAUUAUCCAGGGAAUGGUCGAGGAAACUGCUUUAACCAAAAGCCAUUCAUUCCUUCUUCCCAGGGCAGAAAAGAUGUAUUUUCUACUGAAGCAACUAACGGUGGAGAGCAAUGUUCCAGGGGAGCCAUACCGGGACGAGACAGAAGAUGGCACUCGAACAGCACCAGAUGAACAACCAUCACGCUUAGCACCUCCAACAGGGGCGAGAGUUAUAAUCAAAUCGGUGACCACUAGUGAGGAAACCGCUCAGGGCAGGCAGGUUCACAGCAGGGUGGUUGCGGGGCUGAGCUCUCCAACCCAGGAGGUCCCCUGUGGUCCUGCAGCAGCUGAACUGUACGGCCUCUUGUAUGAGGCCUGCAUGAAGAAAUGA